CUCACUCUGACAGCGCCGAGGUGCGCCGAGCAGGAGCGGGGAACAAAGGAGUGGAGUGGGGAGGGGAGCGAGUUGGGCGAGGGAGAGCCCCCGGCCGGCUGCCAGAAGAUCCCGGCAGGAGGAAGCCCAAGUGUCACUUGAAUUCCACCCAAGGAGCGGGAGCCUGGGAUCCGAGCGCCUUGUUUAGCAAUAACGGCUGGAGCGCGUCCUACAAGUUGCGGGAGAGUCGGCCGGGAAGGAGGACAAUCGCUCGGCCCCUCCGCCCUCGCUCCUAGCCCCUCGAGACCCCAGCGUCGCCUCGCGCUGGAAGGGGAGCUCCAGAAUGAAAAGCAAGAAAGGUGUUGUUGCCGCGUCUGGCAGUGAGACCGAGGAAGAUGACAGCAUGGACAGCCCCCUGGACCUCUCCUCUUCUGCUGGCUCAGGCAAGAGAAGGCGGAGGGGCAACCUGCCCAAGGAGUCCGUUCAGAUUCUCCGUGAUUGGCUGUAUGAACACCGAUACAAUGCCUACCCCUCAGAGCAAGAAAAAGCGUUACUGUCCCAACAAACACACCUCUCAACACUACAGGUCUGUAACUGGUUUAUCAACGCCCGGCGCAGGCUCCUCCCCGACAUGCUGAGAAAGGAUGGCAAAGAUCCAAAUCAGUUCACAAUUUCCCGCCGAGGGGCCAAGAUAUCUGAAGCCAGCUCUGUGGAGUCAGCGACAGGCAUCAAAAACUUCAUGCCGGCUCUAGAGGAGAGCCCUUUUCACUCCUGUACAGCUGGACCCAACCCAGCCCUAGGGAGGCCACUGUCUCCUAAGCCAUCAUCCCCAGGAUCCAUUUUGGCUCGUCCAUCCGUUAUCUGUCAUACCACUGUGACUGCACUGAAAGAUGUGCCUUUCUCUCUCUGCCAGUCAGUUGGUGUGGGACAAAACACAGAUAUACAGCAGAUGGCAGCCAGCAGCUUUACAGACACCUCCCUCAUGUACCCAGAGGACACGUGUAAAUCUGGACCAAGUGCACACACACAGAGUGGUCUUUUCAACACUCCUCCCCCUACUCCACCGGACCUCAACCAAGAUUUUAGUGGAUUUCAGCUUCUGGUAGAUGUUGCACUCAAACGGGCUGCAGAAAUGGAGCUUCAGGCAAAACUUAUGGCUUAACCCCUUUUUUCAAGCAAAACAGUUCUCAGAAAUGUUAUGAUUGCUGGGAUGAUGGCAAGAGAUGAAUUGCAUUAUUUUAUAUAUUUUUUUAUUAAUAUUUGCACAUGGGAUUGCUAAAAUGAAGCUUCCUGUUACUGAGAUGUUGUCAAUGGAAUACAGUCAUUCCAAGAACUAUAAACUCAAAGCUACUGUAGAAACAAAGGGUUUUCUUUUUUAAAUGUUUCUUGGUAGGUUAUUCAUAAUGUGAGGUGGUUCCCAAGAUCAUGUGAUUUUUUUUUUUUUUCUCCCCCUUUUUUGUUGGUGUCUUUUUCAGACUGUGCAAUACUUAGAGAACCUAUAGCAUCUUCUCAUUCCCAUGUGGAACAGGAUGCCCAUACUGUCUAAUUAAUAAAUUUUCAAUUUUUUUUCAAACAAGUAUGAAUCUAGUUGAUUGAUGCAUUUUUUUCAUGACGUAAUAAAGUAUUUUCUUUAAAAA
Molecule: messenger RNA, 1616 nt
Organism: Balaenoptera ricei (Rice's whale)
Lineage: Eukaryota; Metazoa; Chordata; Mammalia; Artiodactyla; Balaenopteridae
Gene: TGIF1
Product: TGFB induced factor homeobox 1
Exons: 3
Coding region: 323-1141 (272 amino acids)
Biological process (GO): regulation of transcription by RNA polymerase II
Molecular function (GO): RNA polymerase II cis-regulatory region sequence-specific DNA binding; DNA-binding transcription factor activity, RNA polymerase II-specific
Source: RefSeq, a predicted model, not a curated record